GGAUUACACAUAUUUAUUUAAAGUCUACCAUCUUUUUCUCCCAAUUUCACGAUCUCUCUUCUACAAACUAACUCUCGACAUAUAUGAACUCAACUUGUUGUCUUAAAAUCAGAAUCAUAAUCACUGUUGUUAGAAAACAAAAUACCGCUACUUGCACAGUUAUGAAGCCGGGCUUACCAUCUUCUCAAACAUGAAUCAUUACCCUCCAGGGCCGCCUAGGCCGUUUAUACCCUUUUCUCAAACAAGCACGCUGCCGGUUAUGAACGCCUUUACCUGGCCCCUUCCUGAGGAAAUCCGGAAUCAAAUCCGAGAAGUUGUAUGGGAUUCUCUUUUUCAUGGUACCGAUGUAAAGAGGGAUGAAAUGGGGGAUCGGGUCACUUUCAGCGCUGGCUUCAUUAGUUUCGACGAGAAGUUACGCCCUCACCUGGUUUUCCCUGCAUUCUGGACGCCCGAGACGCCCACUUACCCGCUGAUUUCUAUUCGCCCUGUUCCUGUUGAAUCUCGUGAUUGGGAUCGUUGCUGCGGAGAGAUUAGGGCUGCCAUCCCCGGAGACAUAGAUAGGCAGCUUGCCUGUAUAUUGCUCGGCAACGGCGAUCAUAGCCACCUCCAAGGCCCUGAGUAUAUUAAAUCUGGGGACAGGAUGGUUCGAAUGGGCAGGAACCCAGAUAUUGAAGGCCUUUUAUACACGAGGACGCGCUUGCUAGAUGAGUGGCACCCACCGAUGACACCUCUGCAAUAUUUCUGGCUUCAUCGUGUGAAACCUGUCAUCUUUGGAAUGUGGCAUGCAGGACUGAUGUCGCAGCAUGCGAUCCUUGAUUACCUUCAUAAGAAUUGAGCCUCCCUUCCGGGGAUCGCUUCUUUUUAUGAGAACUGCAACUACUGUAUGAUGAUGGUUAUUGCUGAGCCUUCGUGCAGAGGCUAAAGCUAUAUGCAGAGAGUAUCUUUUCGUCACCCAGGGAUCGUGACAACUAUGUAUGAGUUAAUAUUAAUAGUACCACUUGAGCCUUUUCAACACUGAGCUCAAUUAUUGCAGGUAGAGGCGUAGCAGGCUGCUGAAUACAAAUAAGAUCGCAAUGGGCAGGAAUGUACGAGACACGGACAAAGCAAAAUUGACAGAUCUUGAAACAGGCCGCCACACUACAAGAGAAGAUUGAGCAGUUGAGCAACUACAGUUAGAGUAAGAGAUGAGGAACUGAGGAGGCCUAAUGCUCUUCUAGGAGCGUUUAGAUUAGAAUGCUUUAUGGCUGCGUUCCUGUUGUAAACUAGUUAAAGUAGUCGAAUAUCUUGCCCCAAACGGCAUACUAUCCUUGUA
This is a messenger RNA of Xylaria bambusicola, 1312 nucleotides long. RefSeq lists its product as uncharacterized. The coding region runs from base 191 to 835 and encodes 214 amino acids. The record is from RefSeq and is a predicted model, not a curated record. The transcript has a single exon. NCBI's taxonomy places the organism in Eukaryota, Fungi, Ascomycota, Sordariomycetes, Xylariales, Xylariaceae.